AACACUCGAACAGAAGCUGUAGCUCGUACGGCCGGUUUUUGGUGGAGAUCCGAUGUGUUGGAGAUCAUCAUCCAUAGCCUCAGAAAGAAAAGGUGAAGAUGAAGACAAUGAUCACGAUGAUGAAGAGCUUCUGAUGGCUCUCACUAUUGCCAAUCGAAUCGCUGAUUCACCAGAGAAAAUCGUGAAGGAGUUCCUACAGCGUCGCAGUAAUAGCAGCAGCGAUUCUUUAGAAGCUGUCUUCGACCUCCCUCUACACACGAGUCGCAACCAAAACAACCAAAACCCAUCAAUUGCAAAUGAGGGCACACAUGAGGAUAACUUCUUUCACAUUUUCCUUGAUCUCAGGAAGGGCACGGGACCGCACAUCACCAGCACCCCAACUGUAGAUCCAGUAGUAGAACCUCCGUCUGGAUACUCGCCCUUAAUGUAGUAUCUUGCAUGGAAGGCAGCCAAAUGAGCAUAGUAUGCAGGAGGAACUGCAUGAAUAAACACGAACAUCAGUGGCGGAAUCAGGAAAAAACAAUUUCAGAAAACCAAUGUUCGAAUCCCACUCAUGUUCGUACCAAUGGAAACUGAGCGAGUGCACCUUGGACACCUGAUAAACAUACGAUUACAAAGUUAGAAAACAUUAAGUUCUCUUCAAAUUGGCGUCGUACAAGUGCAAAAGCCAGAGUAAAAAUUGAAAUUAAUGUCUGCUUACGUGUAGCAUAGGUUGUUCGUUAGCAUCUGCAAUGCAUCUGGGGUUGUUCUCAUCAUACAGGACACUAUGAUGAUUGCACCCCAUAUUUUGUAAAAGAAAUGUCACCUUUUUAUGUAUAUUAUUGUGCUCUUCAAUUAUGUAAAUUGUAAAGCCUAUUCUAACUUGUUUUAUGCAACUAUUUUCG
Messenger RNA from Malus domestica (apple), 884 nucleotides. Lineage: Eukaryota; Viridiplantae; Streptophyta; Magnoliopsida; Rosales; Rosaceae. The record is from RefSeq and is a predicted model, not a curated record.